Messenger RNA from Esox lucius (northern pike), 3308 nucleotides. It is a transcript of the gene cyp27c1, whose product is annotated as cytochrome P450 27C1. Lineage: Eukaryota; Metazoa; Chordata; Actinopteri; Esociformes; Esocidae. The record is from RefSeq and is a predicted model, not a curated record. Gene Ontology annotation, biological process: cortisol metabolic process; cellular response to peptide hormone stimulus; cholesterol metabolic process. Bases 906 to 2534 code for a protein of 542 amino acids. The transcript has 9 exons. Gene Ontology annotation, molecular function: iron ion binding; monooxygenase activity; oxidoreductase activity, acting on paired donors, with incorporation or reduction of molecular oxygen. Gene Ontology annotation, cellular component: mitochondrial inner membrane.
UCAGAGAAGCGAGCACGUGGAGGAGGUGGAGGGUUUUGUUUUCGGAUUAAGACAGCCUCUCUUGGAGUGGUUCCCAGGCGAGUCGGUGCAAGCAGCAGACGGACUAGGGCAAGCUUGGUUUUGGAAAGCAACCACCUCUGCCAGGGUGCCCCGCCGACACUGACCCAUCUCCUCCCAAAAUUCACCCAGGGGACACACACAGACCCAGGAGGAAAACUGCCUUUUCAUUACUUCAGCUUCUCAUGACAGAGCAGGGAAAGAGAGACGAUAUAGACGGGUACAGAUAAAGACAACCAGCUGAGAGAGAAACGUUCAGUUUGUCCAAGGCCGUCUUAUUUAAUGUGCACAAUCAGGAUUACCUACCUUCUGACCAAUAAUGUUCUAACAAUAGUUAGUAACACGUCUUAACUUGAGUAUUUAAAAGAUGACUUUAAACUUUAUUGGCCUGGGAUUUAGGCCUAAUUGUAUAUUAGCGCGUUGUAUUCCAAUCCAUAUUUAACCUGUCUGGCGGUACAGGACAGCAGCGGUGUGGUAGCUCUUGUGAAAUGCUGCAGGAGUCAUUGGCCCUUCUGUCCUCAUAUCACCUACCUCGCAGUCUCUCCAUCUAUGUCUAAUGGAUGAAAUAUCGUUCUAUUUGUUUCGAUGUGAGACGCCCACAACCAAAUAAGACCGUCCCUGCGCAGAGCCAGCCAAUCCUCUUCCCAAGCCGUGGGUAGCACGAGCUCCUCCUCAAAAGACUUGGACUUUUAGUUCCAUAAUAGAAAUCCAAAUAGCUACUUCUUCUCAGUCCAUUUUCGUGGUGGAUUGACGAAUCUGAAUAUGCGUUCGUUAACCUAGGAAAUGUGAGCCUAUCAUUUUCGUGCAAGAAGAAGAGACAUAAGCAACAAAAUCACUGCAUAAACACAAUGGCACUCCAGAAUAAAAUCAUUCACCUGAGCUGCAGGUGUCUUUUUGGAGAAGUGCUCAACAGACAGUUCGCUAGUAAUUCACGCGUGCUGUACAAAUCUGCGAGUAGCGAGUCGCUGCGGAUCACCGCAGUCGGAGAUGAAACUCCACGGGAGAGUUUGGUCGGUAAAGAGACCCGGAUCAAGACCUUGAAGGAGAUGCCGGGACCCAGCGCAGUCGGUAACUUGAUAGAAUUCUUUUGGCGGGACGGUUUCAGCAGAAUCCAUGAAAUACAGAUGGAGCACUCACAGAAGUACGGGAAGAUCUUUAAGUCUCGUUUUGGCCCCCAGCUGGUGGUGUCCAUUGCAGGGCGGGAUUUGGUGGCUGAGGUGCUGAGGUCAGAGGGCGUGGCCCCACAGAGAGGCAACAUGGAGUCCUGGCAGGAGUAUCGAAACCUGAGAGGCCGAUCCACCGGGCUUAUUUCAGCGGAGGGGGAGGACUGGCUGAAGAUGCGUAGCGUCCUUCGUCAGCUGAUCAUGAGACCCAAGGACGUGGCGCAGUUCUCAGAUGAAGUCAACUCAGUGGUGGUUGACCUGAUGAAGAGAGUGGACACGCUACGGAGCCAGCAGCCGGAUGGACUGACCGUAGUCAACGUCAACGACCUGUUCUUUAAAUACGCAAUGGAGGGUAUGGCUGCCAUUUUGUAUGAGGACCGUCUUGGCUGCUUGGAGAAUGAGAUUCCUCAGAAGAGUCAGGAUUACAUUGCAGCUCUACACCUGAUGUUCAGUUCCUUUAAGAUGACCAUGUACGCUGGAGCCAUCCCCAAGUGGCUCAGACCCAUCAUCCCCAGGCCAUGGGAAGAGUUCUGCAGCUCCUGGGAUGGGCUCUUCAGUUUCAGCCAAAUCCAUGUGGAUAAGCGUUUGGAGGAGAUCAAGGAGCAGAUGUCCAGGGGAGAGGAGGUGAAGGGAGGGCUGCUGACUCACAUGCUGGUGACCCGUGAGAUGAACCUGGAGGAGAUCUACGCCAACAUGACGGAGAUGCUGUUGGCAGGAGUCGACACGACAUCCUUCACCCUGUCGUGGGCCACCUACCUUCUGGCCCGAAACCCAGAGGUCCAACAGCAGAUCUACGAGGAGAUCACAAGGACUCUGGGUCAUGGGACCAUUCCCAGUGCGGACGAUGUCCCUCGCCUCCCACUUAUCAGGGGCCUGGUGAAGGAGACACUGAGGCUGUUUCCGGUUCUUCCUGGUAAUGGUCGUGUCACCCAGGACGACUUGGUGAUUGGCGGUUACUUUAUCCCCAAAGGGACCCAGCUGGCUCUGUGCCACUACUCAACCUCCAUGGAAGAAGAGAACUUCCCCGGGGCAGAGGAGUUCCAUCCGGAACGCUGGAUCAGGAAGGACGCUACAGACCGUGUGGAUAACUUCGGCUCCAUCCCGUUCGGCUACGGCAUCAGGAGCUGCAUCGGACGGAGGAUAGCUGAACUGGAGAUGCACCUCGCUCUAACGCAGCUGAUACAGAGGUACCGGAUUGGGGUGUGUCCACUCACGGAUGAAGUCAAAGCCAAAACCCACGGCCUCCUCUGUCCUGCUGCGCCUAUAAAUCUCCAGUUCACUGACAGAACAGCACAGACAGACAGACACAGUUAAAAUGGGUGAUUUAUUUGCAGUUGCUGUUUUGAGGCUAGUCUUCUGCAGAUAUGAUAACAACUUCAAUUACCACAUUGUAAAGAAAAGUGAAGUGGAUGAUUUUACCUUGAUCUUAAAAUAUAUGUAGAAUAUUCUUGAAUCUUAAAUUAAGACCAGAACAGUAAUGGUGUCUGAACAACCAAUGAGGUUUUCAAACAAAACCAUAACAGAUCAGGUUAGAACCAAACCCAUGUACAGAGAAAGAGACAACAUUCUCAGCGCUGUUUAAACCGCAGAUCCGUUCUGUAUACACAGCGUAUUGGGACAAUGGGAAUACAGUUCUGAGGAUUGGAGCGUCCGAGCUGACUCGCCCUGGGAGAGGAAACAAGCCAGUCAGUGGUGGAAUGUUUGUUGCUUCGCUGUGGACAUGGCUGUAUCUCCUGGAAUUAGUGUGAGGGACAGGGCUGUAUCUCCUGGAAUUAGUGCUGGACCUCCAGCUACAUGGAAUAAAAAUCACUUCUGCUUUUUUCACUGAAAAUGACUAUCUUCUUAUGUUCUGACUAAAUAGUUGCAAUCCGAGAGAGAGCACUAAUCUGAUAGAUGGUAAAGCCUGUCAUUUUCCUCCUUUCCAAAUAUUGUCAUAUAAUGUUGGAUACUGAACCUUUCAGCCUAAUAGGCUGAAUGAAAUACCAAAAUGUUUUUUGCUUCUUUUUCAAAUCCAUCUUUAUUAAGUCUAUUAUAAGACUAGUGAAUUGUGGGCUAAAAGAUAUCCUAAUAAAAUCUGAUCAAAUCUCA